CGCAUGGUCGCAGCGGGAACUAUUGACCAAUAGCUGACUGAAAGACGUGGCUCUGGUGCUAUUUAUUUUACUGUUGAGAGGCAGUCUUUGCUUGCCUGACGCAGUACACACUCUUCACUGAAAUUCAAGCGUGCCGUCUAAAAUUAUUCUGCAAGAUGUCUAAAGACAUUCCGCGUGAACCCGAGCAGCUUCGCAAACUGUUUAUCGGGGGAUUGAGCUUUGAAACCACAGAUGAUAGUUUGCGGGCCCAUUUCGAACAAUGGGGGAGUCUCACUGACUGUGUGGUCAUGAGAGACACAAACAACAGGAGAUCCAGGGGUUUUGGCUUUGUCACCUACUCAUCGGUACAGGAGGUUGAUGCUGCCAUGGCUGCACGUCCGCAUAAGGUGGAUGGAAGAGUGGUUGAACCCAAACGUGCCGUCUCCAGAGAGGAUUCCAACCGACCAGGCGCUCAUGUAACGGUGAAGAAAAUAUUUGUCGGCGGUAUUAAAGAAGACACUGAGGAAUCGCAUAUGCGUGACUACUUCCAACAAUUUGGCAAGAUUGAGGCCAUUGAAAUUAUGAAUGACCGCAAUACAGGGAGGAAGAGGGGCUUUGCUUUUGUAACUUUUGAUGAUCAUGAUGCAGUUGACAGAAUCGUCAUCCAGAAAUACCACACCGUUAAUGCCCACAACUGCGAAGUUAGAAAGGCUCUCCCGCGACAGGAUAUGCAAUCGUCAGGAAUGAGAGGAGGAUUUUCAGGUGGACGAAGUGGUGGUGGUGGCGGCGGUGGUGGCAGACCUUAUGAUUAUGACCGGGGCUUUAACCAGGGUAGCCGGGGUAGAUAUCAAGACAACCAUUAUAAUGGCAAUGGAAGAGAUGACUAUGGAGGUGGCCCCGGGGGAUAUAACAAUAGCGGAAACCGUGGUUAUAACCAGGGCUACAACCAGGGAGGUGGCGGUGGAAAUUAUGGUGGAAAUAGCUAUGACAGCAACGGUUACGGCAACUGUGGCGGAAGUGGUGGCAGUGGCAACUACAGCUUGGGUCACUAUGACUCCCAGUCCUCUAACUUUGGCCCAAUGAAGAGCAGCUUUGGUGGUGGUGGUGGUGGCGGCGGUGGUGGCAGGAACUAUGGAGGCUAUGGUGGAAGCUCGAACAGUGGCUACGGUCGUCAAGGGCGGUUUUGAAGUGACAUGUGGGCUGAGUACUUAGGAGAGGAAGUGACAGCAAGAGGAGAGGAAGUGACAGGGCAGCUGCAGGUUUACCUCCUAAAUCUGCUCAGCCAAACAUGUGACAGGUUACAGCUGCCGCAGGAGUCGUAUAAUAGACAAAAAAAGGGGGGGGGGGGGGUUGUUCAAAUGAAGCAAUUUUGUGUUUGAUUUUUUUUUUUUUCUUCCCUAAAGUCUGUGUCUGGAAAGCAAGCAUUCCAAUGAGGGGUUUUAUGUAGAUAUUUUUGUCCUUUUAUUCUCUGGUUUUAUUUGUAACUGCAUCCAAGUCGAGCUGAAAUAAACAAACUUUCAGUCUUUUUACAAACUUGUUAGCCUCCUUUAGUGGUUCUGAGAAGGGGGUGGGGGGUUAGAAUUGCUGCAUAGAGCUGAGCGCAAGAGAACAAUCUGUGUGCUAUGAGCAUCCAUGCAGUAGACUUCGACUGGUUGAGGGAUGACAGGGGCCGUACAAAUGGGUUGGAUGCAGUGAGUGCAGACUACGCCAGAGUGCUGCACAGAUCAUCUGGAGGAUGCUAGCUUACAUGCAGUCUUUGAGGCUAGCCAUGGAAGCCAGCUGAGGGAGAGAAGUAGCAAUCAUCGCCAGGAUCAUUGAAGCAGGGGAGAGUGAGAACAGAACCUGAGUCUAGCAGGCAGCAGCUACCAAAGGCUUAAAUGCAGCCUGUAGGUAAGACCAGCCCUCUCAACUACUGAUGCUAGCACACCUUGCUUUGAAAAUGUAGUCAUGGUAGUAGGAUGUCUGUCCCAGACUAAUGAUUAAACUGUUCUCGCCCCAGUUCUAAGUUGGUAAAUGGGUUUCUUUAUCUUGUUCCACAAUACAUUUGCAUGCUGGGAAUUAAUUGAAAUGCAAUUGUGAUGAGAUUGGUUAUUGAAUUAUGAUUUUAUUUCAGGUGACAUUCAACUGUGUAUGCGCUAUCAGGGGACUGACGUCAUAUAAUUGGCAGUGGAUCUAACAGGUAUAACUAAUGCACAGAAAUCGAAUGUAUAUUGGCUAACACACUGAUGUUUCUUCCCUGUUAAAAUUGAUUGUGGGCCUGAUUCAAAUCCCUGGAAGCAAAAGUUAACUCUGCCUUUUUUCCCCCUCCCUUGCAGGUUUCUGGAAAAACUUAUUUAUUCUUUUUUAAUACCCAGAAAAGUUUAUUUUUCUCUUGUUUUUAAAAUAAAGUUUAUUUUUAUAA
This is a messenger RNA of Corythoichthys intestinalis (scribbled pipefish), 2380 nucleotides long. RefSeq names its product heterogeneous nuclear ribonucleoprotein A1-like. The coding region runs from base 156 to 1166 and encodes 336 amino acids. NCBI's taxonomy places the organism in Eukaryota, Metazoa, Chordata, Actinopteri, Syngnathiformes, Syngnathidae. Gene Ontology annotation, molecular function: mRNA 3'-UTR binding. The record is from RefSeq and is a predicted model, not a curated record. The transcript has 11 exons. Gene Ontology annotation, cellular component: catalytic step 2 spliceosome. Gene Ontology annotation, biological process: mRNA splicing, via spliceosome.